CCUCUCUCUCUCUCUCUCUCUCUCUCUCUCUCUCUCUCUCUCUCUCUCUGAUCCAGAAUCGAAGGCAAUCCAAUAGACAACCUUACCUUGCCCUAAUGCCUCCUCCUCCAUUCCUCAAACAAGAAAACAUCCCCAGAUAGCUAGGAGGACGGCACGCAUGGAGCAGCUGCCUGUUCUCGCCAGUGGCUCAAAGGCCACCACCACGACGCCCUUCUACUUCGCCUUAGAUCACAGAGCCUCCACGUCGUCUUCCCCGCCGGAGGAGGCGCCACAAACCUCGCCGCCGCCGCCUGCCGUCUCAGAUCCUCCUGGACAGUCCAACAGCGAGAGGGGAUCGGAAAUAAUCAAAGCGAAGAUCAUGUCUCACCCUCUCUAUCCGGCUCUUCUGAGAGCCUUCAUAGAUUGCCGAAAGGUUGGAGCGCCGCCGGAGGUCGUUGGUCGGCUUUCGGCCCUCGCCGGUGAGGUCGAGAUGAAUUCAGGCGACGUGCAAGAACAACCGGCUGAUCCGGAGCUCGAUCAGUUCAUGGAGAUCUACUGUAACAUGUUGGUAAGGUACAGACAGGAGCUCACAAGACCAAUCGAAGAAGCCGACGAAUUCUUCAGAAGCAUGGAGGCCCAGAUCGACUCAUUUUCGCUAGAUGACAAUGGCUACGAAGUGGGUGGUUCCUCCUCCGACGAUGAGCAAGAAACCGUCGACUUGGUCGGCCUGCCGGUCGCUGAGACGACCGGCAGCCCGAGCGCGGAAGACAAGGAGCUGAAGAACCGCCUCCUGAACAAGUACAGCGGCUACCUGAGCAACCUCUGGAAAGAGCUCUCGAGGAAGAAGAAGAAGGGCAAGCUGCCGAGGGACGCGCGCCAGAAGCUCCUCCACUGGUGGCAGCUCCACUACAGGUGGCCCUACCCGUCGGAGCUGGAGAAGGCGGCGCUGGCGGAGUCGACGGGGCUGGACGCGAAGCAGAUCAACAACUGGUUCAUCAACCAGCGGAAGCGGCACUGGAAGCCGGCGCCGCCGGCGAUGGUGCUGGCCACGGACUACAGGCUGCGCCCGUACGGCGGCGGCGCCUCGAGCAGCUCGGGUUCCGCCGCUCUCCGCAUGGAGGGGCAGCACUUCGCCGGCGGGAGCUCGUAUCCGCGUGGCCCCUGAUGUCGUCGGCCCUGCUGCGCGCGGCCUGAGCGCGCGAGGUCGACGACAUGGAUUGAUUCGAUCAUGGGUUGCCGUACAUGAUGCAUACAUACACGUGGUUUGGAUAUACAUGGUGUGGACGUGUGGUGUUUCCUGUACAGAGAAGUGUAAUGUUCUCCUUAAUUUCUCACUCAUAUAUACACAUGCUUAUAUAUAUGUAGCUAAUGCCAAAGUUAUAUAUAAAGUUGUAACCUUGUUUGUUUCACUAACAUGAGAUCAGUUGUACUUGUACACGUAUAUAUUAAUUAUAUUGUUGGCAGCAAUAUA
Messenger RNA from Panicum virgatum (switchgrass), 1450 nucleotides. RefSeq names its product homeobox protein knotted-1-like 4. Lineage: Eukaryota; Viridiplantae; Streptophyta; Magnoliopsida; Poales; Poaceae. The coding region runs from base 158 to 1144 and encodes 328 amino acids. Gene Ontology annotation, cellular component: nucleus. The transcript has 5 exons. The record is from RefSeq and is a predicted model, not a curated record. Gene Ontology annotation, biological process: regulation of DNA-templated transcription. Gene Ontology annotation, molecular function: DNA-binding transcription factor activity, RNA polymerase II-specific; DNA binding.